AUGUCGGCCUCAUCGGAAACCCUCGAGAGCCUCCUCGCCAUGGGCAUCGAGCCUGUCCUCGCAAGGGAGGCAUCGUCCAGGUUUCAUACUGCCGACGCCGCUGUCAACUGGUGUUUUGGAGAUGGCGCAGAUUGGAAGCCAGAGGUGGCAAGAGAUGCUGCCCCGGGGUAUAGCACGUCGUUCAAUCCCCGGCAUAGCGAAGGUACUUUCAUCCAACACCGAGAAGUAGUCGACGUCGCCGACUCCCCCGCCGCAUCCCCCAAACCAUCCCAAUCCCAAUUCGCAUCCAACAACCCCUUCCGGACAUCGCCUUCCGUCCCCGCCCGACCGACGACGUCGACGACGUUGGCUGCGCCAGGCUCGUCUGCGCGUGAAGCGAUAUCGGUGGAUGAUGAGGAUGAUCAACUGAAGAAGGCUAUUGCGCUGUCGCAGGGGCAGGGGCAGGGGCAAGAGGGGAGGGGGAGGGGGAGGGCCGAUGGGCCGCCGCCGCCGAGUCCGAGUGGGGGGGUUGGCGCUGAGCCGGAUAUCGCGCCGCUGUUUGGGCCGAGUACUAAGGAGGAUACGGGGAAUAUGUCGCUGGUGCCGUCAGGCCAGAAUGACCAUGGGCGAUCAAAGGAAGACGCCGAGAUGGACAAGGCGAUUAUGGAUUCGUUGAUGACUGCUAGCUUCCAUUCUGCUUCGGCACAGCAAGAGAAGGAUAAGCCUGUUCCCAAGCAGCGGGAGGAAGGAGCCCCGGUGGUGUUUUACUCUGAAUCAGGCAAAUAUACCCCGCUUGCGCAUAUCCUUCAGGCAUACGGCGCCAUCCGAGAACUGCGUGAGAUCUAUCAUCGUGUUGCCCUUCCGACAUCAGACGGUGUAGUCGAGCCGAGGAUAGAGUCACUGGCUGGUCUUUUCGACAAGAACGAUCUUGAUGCUCAGAGCUAUACGGACGCGGACGGGGCCAUCAAGUCUGCUAAGAACGGAGCUUCAGUUACGCUCUUACCGCCACUUGGUUCUGCGCUGGGUACGUUUCUUCCAGGCCCAUAUUGUGUCUAUCCUGACGACUUGGCAGAGUUUCACGAAAUGUUGGCAGAUGAAUUCAGUUUGCAUAUCAAGGUCAAGACGUUGGAGACAUUCGAAACCACCCUCACCUCCGCCCAAACAUCCCAAGCGUCAUACGUCCAACUCCGAAAAGGGCCCGGCGGGUACGACAUCUACACCCAACUCGGCAACCUCUUCUGGCCCCCCUCUUCCUCUUCUUCCGAAGAUAUGGGUCUGAGCAUAAUUGAACCCGCCGACAUCCUCUUUGUCGGCCUCGGCUAUGCCGCAGAGGCCAAGAUGGGGGAACUGUGGAAGUUGGAUAAGGAGGUUGUGCUGGAUAGGUUUUUGGAGAGGAAUAAGCUUUGGGCGGCGAAUAGGCGGGGGUUGCAGGGUGUUGCGGAGGGGGAUUUGAGGAGGGGGGAGGAGAAGAUGGAGAAGCUUUUGAAGCAUGAGCAUCUUGAUACGACGAUCACUUCUUCAAAGUCUUCUCGCGCCCAGUCUCAACAGAUACUGCGUGAUAAAGUCUCGACCGUGUACGAAGCUCUCAAGGCGCGGAGAGAGUCACUGGAAGUGGAGUUGGAAGGGCAUAGGAAGGCGGCUUCGGCGGGUGCGUUCGAUACAGAUGAUCCCGAGUAUCUGCAGCAUGUCUACGACCUCAAAGCAGUACUCUUUCACGACGGCGCUUUGGUGGGUAACGACCAUCUCUACGUAUACGUCAAAGGCGACGAUGGGCGGUGGUGGAAGAUCAAGGAGCAUGAGUGUACACAGGUUUCGUGGGAGGCGAUUAGGGACGAUCGGACGGGGAUUUGGAUGGAGGGUGGGCCUUAUGCUUUGGUGUAUGUUAGGACGAGUCCUCGGCCGCCUUCGCCAUCGUCUUCAACGGCAGCCAACGAUACUACUACGUCUACUCAACCGCAAUCGACGCUCCAGGCCGAUAUCCCUAGCGAAAACAGCUCGACCGACAGUCUUGGGUUGUCCCUCGGCGAAUCAGCACCAACCCCGUCCGCCCUGUCGGAAGGUGGGAAAGAAGAGAAAGAGGAGCAGCUUGUCGACUUUGGUGAUGACACACCGCCGGUAGAGGGGAAGGGAGACGAGAAGGGCGGGAAUGAGGAUUUGGUGGAUAUUGUCAUGGGCGAGGAGAGGGACGGUUUCAAGCUCGGGGAAGGAGGGAAGUGGACGCUUUUGGGAAAAGCAGGGGAGAAGGAUGAGGAGGAGGUGGGAAGGAAAGAGGAGAAGAGUGCGGGAGCGGAGGCAGCUGAUGAUGACACUUUGAUGUCGUAG
Messenger RNA from Cryptococcus wingfieldii CBS 7118, 2301 nucleotides. RefSeq lists its product as hypothetical. Bases 1 to 2301 code for a protein of 766 amino acids. NCBI's taxonomy places the organism in Eukaryota, Fungi, Basidiomycota, Tremellomycetes, Tremellales, Cryptococcaceae. The transcript has 12 exons. Gene Ontology annotation, molecular function: cysteine-type deubiquitinase activity. The record is from RefSeq and is a predicted model, not a curated record. Gene Ontology annotation, biological process: protein deubiquitination.